Messenger RNA from Dendrobium catenatum, 756 nucleotides. RefSeq names its product probable calcium-binding protein CML41. Lineage: Eukaryota; Viridiplantae; Streptophyta; Magnoliopsida; Asparagales; Orchidaceae. Bases 132 to 659 code for a protein of 175 amino acids. Gene Ontology annotation, molecular function: enzyme regulator activity; calcium ion binding. The transcript has a single exon. The record is from RefSeq and is a predicted model, not a curated record.
CCCCUUCUUUAACUUACCUUUUCACUUCUAUAUAUGCCCGUUACCUAUCUCUUCUUAUGUACAACUCAUGAAUUUAUAAUAAAAAAAACCUCCUCCUUCUUCUCCUUCUCCUCCUCCUCCUCUCUCUCUAAAUGGUGGCUACAAAUUACCCUAAGUGGUUUAUGAAGCUAAGCUUGCAUGGCUUUCGACGGCCCAAGAAGAAAGAGUUAGAGCAUCCAAAAGGUAGCUUUCAAGAGGUUUUUAGUCGCCUAGACUCCGACGGUGAUGGCCGCAUAUCGAUUGAGGAGCUACUAUCCUUUUUAGGAUGGACUGGUGACCAUGUGCUGCCAGACGAAGCGGCGACGGUGGUUUCUGAUAUCGAUGUUGAUGAUGAUGGCUUCAUUGAUUAUUGUAGUUUUGUUCGGCUCGUGGAUGGCGGUCGUAGACGAGGAGAAGGACGAGAAGGAGAACGAGAUUAUGAGGAGGAUAAUCGAAGGGCUUUUGAGAUGUUUAAAGGGGAGGAAGGGGAGGGUUCUAUCACCCCUAAAGGGUUGCAAAGGGUGUUGGGGAGGCUUGGGGAUGAGAAGUCUGAAGAGGAUUGUGCUGCCAUGAUUAGGGUUUAUGAUCUUGAUGGUAAUGGGGUGUUGGAUUAUCAUGAGUUUCAUAGGAUGAUGGGUUAAGGGUUCAGCAUAUAGGUUGUGUCAUGGGGUUUCUGUUGUUUUGUUGAUUCAUAAAGUCUGUGAUUUUAAGCUUAUUGUGAAGAAGGUUGCAUGUAUA